Messenger RNA from Saccoglossus kowalevskii, 2179 nucleotides. Its product is annotated as steroid 17-alpha-hydroxylase/17,20 lyase-like. Lineage: Eukaryota; Metazoa; Hemichordata; Enteropneusta; Harrimaniidae. The record is from RefSeq and is a predicted model, not a curated record. Gene Ontology annotation, biological process: hormone biosynthetic process; progesterone metabolic process. Gene Ontology annotation, molecular function: iron ion binding; heme binding; steroid 17-alpha-monooxygenase activity.
GUGACCGAAGACAGAAGUGGACUUUUACUGAUCUCUCGUAUGCUUUUGGAACAUUGCUAUUGGCUUGAGGCUAUAAGCAGGGUUGGAUUGUGACUACUACUUUGAGCUUGUGCUUGAUCACUGAAAUCAAGUGAUUCCGAGUAUGAUUUUCGAAAUAUUGUCAUGGUUUCUUGGUAUUUUCACCAGUCCAGUAAAUGUAUUGAUUCUGCUGGUGGUGUUCAUUGUGGCAAAUGGACUGUUAAAUCUUCGACCACCAUCUGGUUUCCCACCUGGUCCUCUGGGGUAUCCAUAUAUUGGGCAUGUAUUGGAUUUAGCAAAUGAGCCACAUAUCAGGUGGACGCAAUAUGCUAAAAAAUAUGGAGAUGUCAUCACAAUAAAGAUUGGCACAUUAAACUGUGUUGUGCUAAAUAGUAUUGAAGUCAUCAAUGAAGCACUUGUUAAGAAGCAAAAUGAUUUUGCUGGACGAACUAGUCAGUACUCAACUGACUUGCUUAGCGAAAACGGAGAAGAUAUUGUUUUUGGUGACUUCACCCCCAAGUGGAAAUUCCUUCGCAAAGUUGGACACCAGGCUAUUAGAAACUAUGCAAGUGGAGAAAAACUAGAAGAUCUCGUGAGACAUGAAGCUUUUCCGAGAUUGCAGAAAGCUGUAGCCGACAAGAACGGGGAAUCAUUCUAUCCAAAACCAUUACUGUAUUUUACGGUAGCGAAUAUUAUUGCUACAAUGUGUUUUGGUCAAAAAUAUGAAGUGAAUGACCCCGAAUUGAAAGAAAUUCUGAAGAUGAUUGACGAUACAAACGAAUCAUUUGGCAAUGGACUGCUUGCUGAUUAUAUCUCGAUAUUCCAAUACAUACCAACUAAGGGUAUUCGUGAAGCCAAGCGUUUUAUGACAAAUUGGCUUGGUUUAAUUCAGGGAAAGGUUACUGCCCACAAAAACAAAUUUAACAAAGAUAAUCCAGAAGUUCAUGAUCUUAUUGAUAACCUACUAAAAAUCCAAAACGAUGCCAAGAUAGCAGGUGAAGAUCAGGCAGAUAAAUUAACUGACAUCAAUCUUCGUCAAACAGUCAGUGAUAUUUUUGGAGCUGGAUUAGACACAACCACAAACACCUUUGAUUGGUGCAUUGCGUUUCUUGCAUGCUACCCGGAUGUGCAAACUAAAGUGCAGAAUGAGAUUGAUGACGUCAUCGGACUAGAUCGUCUGCCAUUGUUAUCUGACAAGGGCAAAUUACCAUACUGUGAUGCUGUAAUCCAUGAGGUCAUGAGAAUUCGCACAGUUGUGCCAUUUGCUGCACCUCAUAAAACAUGUUGUGAUACGUCUGUGGGUGGAUAUAACCUUCCUAAAGACACAAUGGUCUUCUUGAAUUUGUGGAAUGUACAUAUGAAUGACAAACAUUGGGAAAAUCCUGACGAGUUUCGUCCAGAACGUUUCUUGGAUGCAGAUGGCAAAGCAUUACCCAAACCAGAGAGUUUUCUUCCUUUCUCCGCUGGACGUAGAGUGUGUAUGGGAGAAGUAUUGGCUAAAUCGGAGAUGUUCCUUGUCUUCAUCUGUUUAUUCCAAAAUUACACAUUCAAAGUGGCCCCUGGCAAAGAGAAGCCUAAUUUAAGCCCAAGUCUUGAGAAUCUAAUUGUGCGUUGUCGCCCCUAUAAUGUAAUUGCUCAUCCAAGGAAGGAAACCGAUUAAGAUUUUGCGUGAACUACUAAUCUUGAAAGACAGACGUUUGUAGAAUGAUCUUCCAGAACUAGCAUUUUACACAAAGGGAGCCAGCUGUGUUUUAUUUUCAUAUCAUAUUCAGCUCAGAAUCCCCCGCCCUCACACACACUUUCCUAUUGUGAAACCGACAGUGCAACGUGAAACGAAUGACGUCAUUUUAAAGUUUACACAUGCGCGUCAUCAACAAGUUCACUAACAUGAUGUGAUAAUAGCCUACAUGAAUUAUACAUAAUAAAUCAGUCACCUAAACGCCUUAACUUAUAGCGUAUUGUAAUUUUGCGGUAUUGCGCUGGGUAUUUGCAUCCUACCAUAUUAGGAAAUGCGAAUUCCAAAUAUAGAACACUUUCAUGCGUAAGCGUUCUCUAAUAAUGAAAACAAAAAUGGCAGCUCCUAUGGUACUUUGCUUAAUCUGUUCUAAACUUUUUGGAUUUCGGCAUUCAUAAUAACCUCACAUUAUUUCUCUUAUAUAAA